AGAAAAGGAUGCAGGGAAUUCUCCUGUUUACACAUGUGUCUGUAACACUGAGCCGACGGAGCAGCCCAGCCAGCCCAGAGGGCAUUAAGUCUGUGGUCAUUUGCUACAGGAGCAACAGAAAACUAAUAUACCACCUUUGUUGUUGUUUAGUUGGCCUGAAAAGAUAAACAUGAAUUUAGAUUCCAUUCAUCGGUUAAUUGAGGAAACACACAUCUUCGGGAUGCAGCAGUCGGGGGUUAGAUCACCGUGCAACCUGGCGGCACCUGCCCCGUCCCCCGGGGGCCCCGGUAGCUCCUGUCCGUCUCCUCUCGGGCAGCAGUCUCCAGCCGCUCCCAGUGGCCGUGCUCCCGCCUGGAGCACCAGCGAGUGGGAUAUCGGCGCCGAGCUCCGCCUGCGGGAGCUGGAGGAGGUCAAGGCCCGCGCCGCUCAGAUGGAGAAGACCAUGCGGUGGUGGUCGGACUGCACCGCUAACUGGCGAGAAAAGUGGAGUAAAGUUCGAGCCGAAAGGAACAGCGCCAGGGAGGAAGGCAGGCAACUCAGAAUCAAGUUAGACAUGGCCGUGAAGGAACUGAGUGCUCUGAAAAAGAAGCGGCCUUUGCCGCAUCCGGCGGACGCCGCCCAGGACCGGAAGCUGCCCGGUUUCCCGGAAGCGGCCCGUCCACACAGAGACCCAUUGCAAAUUGGUCCCAAAACGUGUGAGUCCGUCAGAGAGUGUUUGGGAAAAAGAGAAUUUCCCACCAAGGAGAACGCAAAUAGUAAGGAAGGAAGUUUGAUUAUUGACCCAUUAAAAUUAAGUGAGGAGAUGAAACUCAGUCUAGACUGUCCUGAUUUAUUCAAGAAUGGCGGUUCUGAAAAUUGUACAGUGAGACCUGGAUUAAGACUGCAGGCAAUAAAUCUGCCUCUGGAGAAUGAAGUGCCUGAAAUUUCAGCUUUGCAGGGGCAUUUGGAAGAUUUCCAAAAAGUCAUAUGGAAAGAAAGGGAAAUGCGCUUAUCUUUGGAAAAAGAGAUAGAACGACUGGAGUCGGCUUUGUCUGUGUGGAAAUGGAAGUAUGAAGAACUGAAAGAAUCAAAGGCAAAAAGUCUGAAACAGUUUGACAUUCUUCAUGGUCAACAUAAAAAUGAAAUGGAAGAAGUAUCAGGACUUGUAAGGGAAGAAUCAAAAUCUCCAAACAGCAAUGACAGAGUGGCCUAUGAGCUAGAGAGAUUGCAGGCUGAACAUACAUCUGAGUGGGACAAGAGGGAGCUACUUGAAAAGGACAAACAAGGCCUGGAGAGAGAAAAUAGAAGGCUGAAGGUCCGGGUGAAAGAAAUGGAAGAGCUCCUGCACGGGAGAGAUAGAUUCGGUGAGAGCUCCGAAGGUCCUGAUUCCAAGACACCAGGAGUUGAACUACAGGAGAAAAACAAGGAACUCUUGGACCUUCAGCAUGCUUACUGCAAGCUAAGCAGACAGUACCAGGCAAAGACAGCAGAACUGACUCACGCCAACAACCUCGUGGAUCAAAAUGAAGCCAAAGUGAAACAACUGAGACUUCAAGUAGAAGAACUAAAAUGGGGACUCAACCAAAAAGAAGACAAGCUUGAUGAUUUCCUGAAUCAGAUCCAUAAGCUCCAGAGAUCUUUGAAUGAACAGAAAGAAACAAAUGAAAACUUGGAAAUUAAACUCAGGCACUUACAAAAUCGCGACUUCUAAAGACAAGAGACAUGGCCUUGAAUUCAAGGAAUUCUGCGUAGAAGUACUGAUGCUGAAGCUGAAGCUGCAAUACUUUGGCCACCUGAUGCGAACUGCUGACUCAUUAGGAAAGACCCUGAUGCUGGCAAAGACUGAGGCAGGAGAAGAGGGUGACCGAGGAUGAGAUGAUUAGAUAAUAUCAUUGACUCACAGGACAUGAGUUUGAGCAAACUCCAGGAAAUAGUGAGAGACAGGGAAACCUGCUGCAGUCCAUGGGGUCACAAAGAGUCGAACACAACUUGACAAAUGAACAGCAAGUAGAAUUCAACCAUCUAAUCUCAAUAUCAACCGUGUGUUUGUUUUCCCCAUUUCAAAAAGGAUGAAACUGAGGAAAAGAGAGCUUAAGUAAUUUCCUUAUUAAGUACAAAACUGGGAUUCACAUUCAGGCAGCCAGACUCUGGAGUCCAUACCCAGGUAUAUAAUGUCUGUUCUAUACAACCUCUCUCUGGACACACACAAACACUCUUAGAAUUAUGCAUAUAAUAAAAAUAUAUCUAUAUGCUAAUUAUAUGAUUACAUAAUAUAACCACAAUUAUAUCUAUGUAGAUUUGACCCUGCUUUUUAUCCAAAAUUAUUUUUAAAUAUUUUGCUAUUUAACAU
Molecule: messenger RNA, 2329 nt
Organism: Dama dama (fallow deer)
Lineage: Eukaryota; Metazoa; Chordata; Mammalia; Artiodactyla; Cervidae
Gene: CCDC102B
Product: coiled-coil domain containing 102B
Exons: 11
Coding region: 170-1690 (506 amino acids)
Source: RefSeq, a predicted model, not a curated record